Perca flavescens (yellow perch) is the source of this 1236-nucleotide messenger RNA. RefSeq names its product GTPase IMAP family member 4-like. Bases 152 to 1003 code for a protein of 283 amino acids. The record is from RefSeq and is a predicted model, not a curated record. Gene Ontology annotation, molecular function: GTP binding. The transcript is spliced from 2 exons. Lineage: Eukaryota; Metazoa; Chordata; Actinopteri; Perciformes; Percidae.
UUCACUUUCCGAGAAACUACUGACGUGGAAGCAGAGAGAUAAACAGAGGGAGGGAGGGAGAAAUAACUUGCACAGAGAAGAAAACGCCAGAUUUGCUUGUUCAAAGUCAGGUUUGACUUGUGUUUCCCUGGUAUUUCUUCUCUGCAACAAUAUGAGUUUAAGCUCAACUGAAGACUCCUCCAUUGCUCCAGUUGUCAGAGAGCUGAGGAUUGUCCUGCUGGGGAAGACUGGAUCAGGAAAGAGUGCAACAGGGAACACCAUCCUGGGACGACAAGCUUUUACCUCGAAGAUAUCUCCGUCUUCUGUGACAGAGACAUGUGAAAAAGAAACCGCCCGAUUUGAUAAAAGAACCGUGAGUGUGGUCGACACCCCUGGUGUCUUUGACACAUUAAUUAAAGAAGACCAGUUGAAAAGUGAAAUAGAGAAAUGUAUCACGCUGUCUGACCCAGGACCCCACAUAUUACUGCUAGUGAUCAGACUGGAUGCACGGUUCACAGAAGAGGAGAAGAAUGCCGUCAAAUGGAUCAAGGACAACUUUGGUGAAGAAGCCUCCAGUUAUACACUGGUGCUUUUCACUAGAGGAGAUGAGCUCAAAGGUCUGUCCAUUGAGGAUUAUUUAGACCAACGUUCUGAAUUCAGGGAGUUCAUCAGUGGUUAUACAGCUGGGUACAUUGUGUUUGACAACACAUGCAGGGGAAAUCGCACUCAGGUGGCUGAUCUGUUUAAAAAGAUAGACAAGACAGUGCAGUUAAAUGGUAACCAUUAUACCAGAAGUAUGUAUGAAGACGCCCAGAGAAAGAUGAAUUCGAAGGAAUGGUGGAGCAAGUGGGGAGACACUAUGAACACGGUAGGUAAUCACUUGAUUGUGGCAGCAGUAGUCACAGCUGCAGUUAACGCCCCUGUAGCUGCUGGCGCUGCUGCGGCAGCUACAGCCAUGAGACCGAUUUUAAUAGUUGUAGGUGCCGGGAUUUCUAAAGCCAUCGGAAGGUGGAUGAAACCUUAAACAAACAGCUGAGUAAAGCCAUGGUCCUCUGAGCAAACUUGUGAAGUCAUUCCGUUAUUUUUCUUUUGACACAUUUAUUUUUUGGCAAGAUGUUAUUGCACUUCAUCAAUGUACAUUCAUAUAUAUUAAUCACACUUAUUUGAACGAUAAAGUGGCUCGACGGUGUGUAAUGGGAAAAUUACAUUUAAGCAUAAUUCCUUAUAUUUUUAUGUUUUAUUUCUACUUUAAUUCUC